AUGCAGCUCGUAGAUCUGUUGGCUCCUCCCGAAGCAAAGAAACAUCCGCCUUCUUUAGAUAUUAAAAAGGAUAGCGCAGGCAUAGUGAUGAUCCAGGGAAUAACGAUGAAGAAAGUGGCGACGUCUGAAGCACUUGAAAAAAUUUUUGAAUACGGGUUGACUGCUCGCCAUGUCAGUGGCACUGCAAUGAAUGCAGAAAGCUCGCGAUCUCAUCUUAUUUUCGCAGUUCUCGUGAAAAUUGAAGAUUUAAUCGCCGAAAAAGUCACCAUGGGAAAGCUUUCGCUCAUAGAUCUUGCAGGUUCUGAACGUGUUUCCAAGAGUGGUGUCACGAAGGAGAGGCUGGUGGAAGCGAAGGAAAUCAACAAAAGUUUGACGGCUCUAGGUGACGUUAUUUCGGCUCUUUCUAGCGGGGAGAGUUUCAUUCCCUACAGAAACCACAAGCUUACGCAGGUGAUGAGCGACUCCCUAGGUGGUACAGCGAAGACUCUUAUGUUUGUGAACAUCAGCCCAGCAGACUACAACGUGGACGAGACGGUAACUUCGUUGAUGUAUGCUUCUCGUGUGAAGCUUAUUACGAACGAAUCUAGCAAACAAGUGGAGUCCAAGCAGCUCGCAAAACUGAAAGAAAGAGUGAAGAAACUGACGGCAGCGCUGGAGAAAGCUAAGCGCGGUGAAGCCGUUGACUAUUCACUCUUGAACGAAACCGAAGACGUCUCACCAGAAGAAACCCAGCAGCAGCAGCAGCAGCAGCAGCAGCAGCUGCAGCAGCAGCAGCCAGGUAACACAGAGGAAGACGACGAUGCAAACUACGAGGAGCCAGAGGACAUCUCCUUCUAA
Eimeria mitis is the source of this 837-nucleotide messenger RNA. RefSeq names its product kinesin heavy chain-like protein, putative. Gene Ontology annotation, biological process: microtubule-based movement. The record is from RefSeq and is a predicted model, not a curated record. The coding region runs from base 1 to 837 and encodes 278 amino acids. The transcript is spliced from 4 exons. Gene Ontology annotation, molecular function: microtubule binding; microtubule motor activity; ATP binding. NCBI's taxonomy places the organism in Eukaryota, Apicomplexa, Conoidasida, Eucoccidiorida, Eimeriidae.